This is a messenger RNA of Caenorhabditis briggsae, 1419 nucleotides long. The coding region runs from base 1 to 1419 and encodes 472 amino acids. The transcript has 9 exons. The record is from RefSeq and is a predicted model, not a curated record. Lineage: Eukaryota; Metazoa; Nematoda; Chromadorea; Rhabditida; Rhabditidae.
AUGGAAAACGACAACUCUUUUACUAUUUGGAAUUCCUACAAAACCAUCGAACAACGAGCAGGACCCCUAUCAACACCAGCCACGUCGACUCCAUUGAAGACUCCAAGAUCUCAUAGAGGUCCGGAAGAGCCGAAUGUGACAACAAUCGCUAUGGAGAACGACCAAGAUGAGAAUAGAAAUCUUUGCAUUUCCACUCAAAGCAUCAAUACCUCUUGCCGAAACUGUCGGGAACUAAGUCGAGAAGUUCAAGAAUUGCGGAAAACAGUUGAGAAGCAAGCCCAAUACAUCAAUAUCCUGAAGAAAACUCUCAAUUCAACCAGCGAAAUGGACUCCUCUGAAUCUCAACACGGACCAAACUCCACUGCAAGCAGUGCGAGCAAAAAAGCCCGAAUCCAACGGGUCACGCCCACCAAACGCGAGUCGUCGUCGGCUUCAACCAGUGGCAGUUUGAGUACUAGUAGCAGCACUUCUACUCCGAUCGUUCGCCAAAUUUUGCAACAACUGACUCCUCGAUCCGUAAGAUCGCCGGCCGGAAGUAGAGGAUCUGCUACUUCUAAUAGACAACCUGUGGAAACUCCAAUAAUGGCAAGAAACGUGAGACAAGCAACGACUAGAAGUUCCAGUAACGAGUCGCCAAGUGCGCAAGUCAUGCCAACACCAACAAUGCGAAAUGCCCGUAUUCCGCCACCUCUUCGUUCCCCACAAUCUCUGCCGCUUGGCGCUCGUCAAGCGCAUUUCGAAACGCCACCAUCGUUGCGUAUGGGAGGGUCCGAAAGGCGGACUCAUUCGAGAAGACGACUAUUUGCGGAUGAAGAUGCUCCGACAACCAAUCGAGCCCAACAACCACCACCGCCUCCAGCGAGACCGAUGGCAAGACCACAACAACGCUCAGCUCGUCGAAAUUUGAAUGAAUGGCUCCGCACUCGCAGCGAAAACGCUAUUGAGCAUCUACCAAUCUCACCAGUGAAGGACGAUCAGUGGUCGCAAGCAUGUCCACCGCGAGUUCAUUUGGAACGCAAUCGACCAGAAUUCAUUGAACGCGUCGAGGCACGACAAAGCAUCAUAAGAGCCGCUUCCGAGAAACGAGCGGAAAUUGAACAGAAGAAACGAGUAAGUGAAAGGAUAUGGUGCGAUAUUUCAAUCAAAAUCUGGGUUCAGAUUGCCGCCAGACUCGUCGCCAGUGGACAGAGAAGUGUGGACAGUGUCAGACGAGAUUUGUUCGCCGAUUCAACGGCAGUGAAGGCGUUCUAUGAGAAGGAUAUGAGAGAUAUCACCAUGAAAAACAUCCGCAAAUCCCAGUCCUACCAAAACCGGAUGUAUCAGAGAAUGGCUACAGUUGAUAAGCAUGCAAACCGAAUUCUUGCUCAAAGCCAUAGUUUGAGAGCACGCUCAACUUCCCGCUCUCGCCAACAACACUAA